Folsomia candida is the source of this 1430-nucleotide messenger RNA. Its product is annotated as bacillopeptidase F. Gene Ontology annotation, molecular function: serine-type endopeptidase activity. NCBI's taxonomy places the organism in Eukaryota, Metazoa, Arthropoda, Collembola, Entomobryomorpha, Isotomidae. The transcript is spliced from 4 exons. Gene Ontology annotation, biological process: proteolysis. Bases 23 to 1345 code for a protein of 440 amino acids. The record is from RefSeq and is a predicted model, not a curated record.
UCCACUACUGACCUAUUCAAUUAUGAAGAUUCAAGUCCUCCUUGCCCCCCUGCUGACAUUGGUCGCAGUCGCAUUGGCCGGAAAAAUCGACCCAUCCCUACAGAAUGCUGUCACAUUGGGACUAACAUCCACCGCAAUUCUCGAAUUGCCCCAAGUCAUCGACCAAGUAAAAUCCAACCCGUCCCACCGCUCGCUCUCGGGCGAUGCUAAAGUCGCCUCUCUCGUGGCAUCCCUUCGCGGGCUGACUUCCGCCGCGCAAGCGCCCCAUGUCGCCGUCGCUGCUUCCCUCGGCCUAGAAACUAAACAAUACUGGAUCUCGAACGUCAUCGUGAUUAGGGGAGUCACACUUUCCACUUUGUCUCAACUUGCCUCCACCCCUGGCGAAUUUACCCUCCGAGAACAAGGAACUGCCCAGCUUGUCGGGGACACCGAGCCGAUCGAGGUCAACGUUCAGCUGCAGAAUCCACAAUGGGGUGUGGCCAAAAUCCGGGCGCCCGCCGUGCACAAUAUCACUCAAGGAGAAGGCAUAGUCGUGGGGAUUAUUGAUACAGGGGUCAACUUGGGUCACGUCGCGCUUGCGGCAGGAUACGCGGGUGCGUGGUUGGAUCCUUAUGACAAUACCCCAGGACCAACGGACUACAGGGGUCAUGGGUCGCACGUGGCGGGAACGGUGCUCGGACGUGCGAAUGGCGUCGGCGUCGCCCCCGCCGCCCAGUGGACGGCAUGUCGAGGCUUUGGGGCAGGCAGUGGCGUCGAGGAGUAUCUCCUCGACUGCGGUCAAUUCAUGGUGACCUCGACCCCACGACCGCAUAUCGUCUGCAACUCGUGGGCGGGAGGUCAAGGUAACCCGUUCUUUCGCCCAGCGGUCGACGCCUGGCGGGAGGCUGGACUCAUCCCAGUCUUCGCGAUGGGGAAUUAUGGCCCCAGUUGCGGAUCUGUCAUGGCACCGGCAAGUUUUCCAAAUGUGAUCGGCGUCGGUGGGACGAACGAUGUGGAUGGAAUGUACACAUCUUCAAAUAGAGGACCAACUACGACCGGACUGCUCAAACCGGACGUUUCCGCGCCGGCGGUUAACGUCUUGUCAUGCGGGAUGACGGCGAACGAUUACGUCACGAUGACUGGAACGUCAAUGGCAUGCCCACACGUCAGCGGGGCAAUCGCUCUACUUCUAUCGGCUAAUCCGACUUUCACCUAUGACGACGUUUACGCUGCCCUGACAACCUCCGCGGUACACCCACCGGUUACCAAUGCGGAUAAAAAUUGUGGUCUUCCGGGUCCUGGAGACUUUCCAAAUCAAGCUUACGGUCACGGAAGGAUUGACAUCGCUGCUGCGUUUGGACUUUAAUGUCGAAAUUUAUGUAUCAAUUUAUUAGAAUUUGGUACAAUUUUCAUAGCAUUUAAACGUUACAUGUAAUCAAAUAAAUUUAAGU